UUCGACGCUCAUAGCUGAAAUCAGAUAGCCACAAAUGUAAAAACCAAAAGCUGCCCAUGUGAUAAACGAAAAACCUUUCCAAUUGUUCCUUAAACCCUAACCUCCGAUUCUGAGCACUCUUCAUCACUGUUCUUCAGGCACGCCUAAAAACCUCAAUUGUAAAUGGCACGCCUAAACCUAAACCUAGUCCGACCCCUAUUGAGAAAACCUAUGUAUACUUGUUCUUCUUCUUCCAGAACCCUACCCUUCCUAAUUGGUGACCAUCAACUUCAACAACCCAUUUUCAAUAUCACUCUAAAAAAACACUCUCUGUUUCAGUUUAAAAGAAGUUACAUCUCCGAUAUGCGCAAAUCCGCCUUCGAAGGAAACAUCCUCAGACUCCUCCGCAACGAGAUCCAAUACGAGCUCCAACGCUCCACUCCCACCGAGCCUGUUGCGAACUUUGACAUAUUCACAAUUGAUGAUCGGCCUGGAGAGCAAUGGAUUAGAUUGAAAGGAAAAUUUAAAGACGAAGGCAUUAAAGUUGAGGUCACCAUGUUCGAUGGAGCCAUUCCUGCUUCAAAAUCGGGUGGUGGUGCUAGCAUUGGGGAUGAAGUCCAACUUCACAUUACCCUAAUUGUCAAUAUCACUAAAGGGGAAGAUGGUGAAGUCUUGGAAUUCAUGUGCUCUGCUUGGCCGGAUAGUAUAGAGAUUAACAGGCUUUUCAUACGCCGUGGUGAUAAGAUGUCAGCACAGCCUUACGCAGGGCCUGAAUUCAAGGAAUUGGAUGAUGAGUUGCAAGACUCUCUUUACGAAUUCUUGGAAGCAAGGGGUAUAAAUGAUGAACUUGCUGCAUUCUUGCAUGAGUACAUGAAGAACAAAGAUAAAACUGAGUUUAUUAGAUGGAUGGGAACUGUGAAAACUUUCAUUGAAAAGCAAGUGGAGUGAUUGGUUUUUCAUUUUGGAUGAGAUUAGUUGUUUGAUCAUUUUUGCAUUUCCCAAUGGAAAUUUAACGUAGUAUGUCAUUUGUUGAGUGACAUUUGACUUAUACAUUAAGCUUUGUGACUAUGCCUUUCUUGUUGAUGGUGAUCAUCGAUGAGAAGGUGGUGACUGCUUACCAUAAUAAAAGGUUUUAGUGCAAUAUAUCUAAGAAAUCCUUUUCAUUUAAAACAUUGUUAUUAUUAAGUCAUGUUUUGGAAUUUUCCAAAAGAUUUUGGGGCAAUUAAUGUGGCUAUUGAUAUGGCAACAUAUGUGUUGAGAAGGGAAGGCUGGCAAGGGCUGGGAGCGAGAAUCCAUGGAUGAAGAAGCUAGGCUAUAUGAGACUCGAGGAAUGGACAGAAGGUGCUACAAUAUUUGCUAAUGAGCGAGAGUUUUAUAUCUUUGGAGAAUUCUUGUGAAGUUAACUUGCAGUGCUUUCUGGUUUGGUAGUCUUUUCCCGCCCUCUCCAACUCCCUAGGUAGCUUAGAGGAAUUAGGCUAUACUAAAGAGACAGGGAUUCUCAAGUUUUGGCAAAUGCAUGUAUAAAGCUCUAGCUUUCUUGAGAACUUUCUGUUUCUUGCAUGGUUGUGAAAAUGAGCAGAGACAUAAUUUAGGUUAUUCAUAGAUUUCCCAUGUUUGUAAUUCUAGAUGUAUGUGUGGAUGUGUGUUUGUUUGUACUUUUUUAUUAGAGAAACAGAUGAUCUAGUAUUGACUAAGGCCCUAGCUGAGGUUGGGUUUUCCGAUUAUGCAACUGAACUAAAAUCAAGAUCUUUCAGACGCUCA
Messenger RNA from Quercus lobata, 1740 nucleotides. RefSeq lists its product as uncharacterized. The coding region runs from base 163 to 927 and encodes 254 amino acids. The record is from RefSeq and is a predicted model, not a curated record. The transcript is spliced from 3 exons. NCBI's taxonomy places the organism in Eukaryota, Viridiplantae, Streptophyta, Magnoliopsida, Fagales, Fagaceae. Gene Ontology annotation, cellular component: mitochondrial matrix.